Knipowitschia caucasica is the source of this 1089-nucleotide messenger RNA. The record is from the annotation of a GenBank genome assembly. Lineage: Eukaryota; Metazoa; Chordata; Actinopteri; Gobiiformes; Gobiidae.
AUGCGUCUCAUGGAUGAAACCAACAAAGCAUGCAAACGUAUGCAAGAUGAUGACCAAAAACGUCUUGAUCAGAGAGUAAAAGACAUACAGUUUCUUAAGAAGGAGCUGGAACAGCAGUUAGAGGAUAUCAUUUUGGAGACAGAUUGCCUCAUUACAUUAGAAGGAAGGGUGCAGAAAGCUCUGGAGGCAUGCAAAGACCCUCUGAAAGUCACUGUUCAAUGCAUCAAUGAAAGGGUACAACGUGCCCCUCAGGAGAGAAUCCAUGACGCUGUAGAUCGAGAGCUGCUGAAGGAGCGUGAGACCUUCGAAGGAGUGAUAUUGCUCCUGCAAAAAGUGGUUCUGCAAAUAACGGAGCAGAUACGGCUCAACCGAUCAUCAAAGUACCAUCUGGAGAAAGAUUUAAAGGAGAAAUUUGAGGCUCAGUCCAUUGACAACUUAUGCAUCCAUAUGACUCCUGAAUCCAAUAACAACAUGAACGAAAUCCAGAGUACAUCUAUUCUGCCAGGUUUAUCCGUGACUCCGAUUCAGUGGGAGAACUUCUCAGACAUAAAUGUGGCCAAAGCGGAGCAGCAGAAGAACAACUCCAUGUCCCUGAAAGCUCUGGUGGAGUCUCUGUUGGAGCAAACAGCAUCAGAUUUACAAAAACAAAUACAGGCCACGACUUCGGCUUUUCAGCUCAAUGUUCAUGAGCUCCAGAAGCUUAAGGGACAAAUAGAGGAUCACCUGUCCAAGAUCUUGCUGGAAUACAACAAGCAGAAAACGCUCUGCGAGGAGCUGGAGCGGUGCAUCAAAGAGAACGAGAGCUGUUUGAGUCUGGCCCAGGCGCGGCUGUCCCUGCGCCACAAACGUCCGUCCAAAGAGCAGUGCUUUGACCCCGCGCAGGCACAGCUCCUCAGCGAGAUCCAGAUAAUAAAAACAAAUAUCACCAAGCUGACCCAGGCCGUGGACCGGUGCCAGAAGGAGCAGAGGGCACUGGUGCGAUGCCAACUAGAGCUUCAGGAGAAUAUCAACAACAAAUCUGGAUCUCUGUACAUCGACGAGGUCCUCUGCGCCCAACACAGGGAGCCCAUCAUCAUCCACAACUUCUGA